AACACUAUAAAGUUAUUUUGGAUAGACUGAAUGAACAACGUGAGCAGGACCAGUUUACGGAUAUCACUCUAAUUGUCGAUGGUCACCAUUUCAAAGCUCAUAAGGCUGUUCUUGCUGCCUGUAGCCAGUUCUUCUACAAAUUCUUCCAAGAUUUCACCCAGGAGCCCUUGGUGGAGAUUGAAGGUGUAAGUAACAUGGCUUUUCGUCACCUAAUUGAGUUCACCUAUACAGCAAAACUAAUGGUCCAAGGUGAGGAAGAAGCAAAUGAUGUUUGGAAAGCAGCUGAAUAUCUACAGAUGUUAGAAGCAAUCAAAGCACUUGAAAUCAGGAACAAAGAAAAUUCAUCACCCUUAGAAUCAAAUCAAAUGCAAGGUAAAAAUAAACCAAAAAAGAGGAAGAUAGCUGAGACCUCUAAUGUUAUCACAGAAACACUGCCAUCUGCAGAUUCGGAGCCUGUUGAAAUUGAGGUUGAGAUUGCUGAGGGGACAAUUGAAGUGGAAGAUGACAGCACUGAAACACUUGAAGUAUCUUCUGCAGAGCAAUCUAUAAAGUACCUACAGGCAACAGGUACAUCAGAUGAAUCUGCCUUGGCUCUUUUGGCAGAUAUCACCAGUAAGUAUCGUCAGGGAGAGGCAAAAUGCCAGAUUCAAGAAGGUGACGGUGCAACUGAUCCCUCAUGCAAACAGGAACACAUGAAAACACACUCUACUGAGAGUUACAAAUGUGACAUAUGCAAUAAAAGGUACCUACGAGAGAGUGCUUUGAAACAGCACCUUACCAGUUACCAUCUAGAUGAAGGUGGUGCCAGCAAGAAGCAAAGACCUGGCAAAAAGAUACAUAUAUGCCAGUAUUGUAAUAAGCAGUUUGACCACUUUGGACAUUUUAAAGAGCACCUCCGGAAGCACACAGGUGAAAAACCAUUUGAAUGUCCAAACUGCCAUGAACGUUUUGCUAGGAAUAGCACGCUCAAAUGUCACCUAACAGCCUGUCAGUCUGGAGCUGGAGCUAAAAAGGGAAGAAAGAAGCUGUACGAAUGUCAGGUUUGUAACAGUGUGUUUAACAGCUGGGAUCAAUUUAAAGAUCACUUAGUAAUACACACCGGUGACAAACCCAACCACUGUACCUUAUGUGAUUUGUGGUUUAUGCAAGGUAGUGAGCUGAGAAGGCAUCUCAAAGAAAUGCACAAUAUUUCAGAACAAAUAGUGACAGAACAGGUUCUUCCAGUGGAAGCUGAACCAGUAACAUCAAUGACUAUAAUAGAACAAGUGGAGCAAGUCCAUGUCCUACCAGUAAUUCAGGUACAAGUGGAUCCUGCACAGGUAACUGUGGAACAGAUGCAUCAGGAUCUCAUGGAGAACAGUCAAGUGAAAGACACACAGAUGGAGGAACUGCAAGAACAGGUGCAAAUUAGUUACUUGGAAGUUGAACACAUUCAGACUGAACAAGGUGCUGAAGUUCACGUGGAGCAAUUACACGUUCAGCAUGUAAAUCAAAUACAGAUGGAAGAUGUACAGACAGAACUUGUAGGUGGAACAGACCUGGAACAAGUAGAAUAUGAAAGUAUUGAUCAAGGAGAAGCAGAAGAAAAUAAAAUUGAUCAAGUAGAUAAUAUAGAUAAGGAAGAUCAUGAAUAAGCUGAAGACUUAAACUCAACAGUUAGUGGACACACAGAAUGAAAAGGUGGAUGACUAGGACAAAUAACCACACUGCAGGUUUAGGAAUAAAAUACCUGAUUAUUUUUGUUUGCUUUUAAAUUGGUUUUUGAACUGUCAGUGAUCAUCUUUCCAGUAUGUUGUCCUUAGGAAGCUGGACAAAUGGACCAAAGUUAUCUUUCUUCAUGUACAACCAAACUUCUCUCAUGUGUGAAAAAUAACUUUCCCAUUUAUGUAAUACCAUGGAACAGAAACUACCAUGGAGUUGGACAGCUUUGUGAAGAUUUUAAUGAUGAGUAGCUUGUAUCACUGUUACACCAUUCCUGGGUACAUGUAAGAGUAACUUCACCUCUUUUCCUCUUGCCAUAGAAGCAAACUCUUGUUAUAUAUUUACAGGGUAUCUGUGGCAGAAGAAUCAGUAAAAUUAGGUGGAUUCUAAUAUAAGUGGACAAUCAGAUGCCUGCCAAUUUUCUGAGCAGACAGUUUGCUGUUUCCUAUCAGUGGUACCUAACUUUCAGGCUGGGGAAAAAACUGUUGCUGGAGGUCUUGGAGAACAAAAAACCUGUGCCUUUUCAACAGUCUGGUUAA
Messenger RNA from Dryobates pubescens (Downy woodpecker), 2240 nucleotides. RefSeq names its product zinc finger protein 131. The record is from RefSeq and is a predicted model, not a curated record. Gene Ontology annotation, biological process: regulation of transcription by RNA polymerase II. Gene Ontology annotation, molecular function: DNA-binding transcription factor activity, RNA polymerase II-specific; RNA polymerase II cis-regulatory region sequence-specific DNA binding. NCBI's taxonomy places the organism in Eukaryota, Metazoa, Chordata, Aves, Piciformes, Picidae. Gene Ontology annotation, cellular component: nucleus. The transcript has 7 exons.